AUGUUUUGAUUCACUCUAGGAAUCUAAAGAUGGAAAGAGCAGGUUUCUGGAUGGUGCCUCCCUUUUCUUGAGGUUUCUACUGUGCUGUUAAUUUCUGCUCACAUCGGCUUGCUUCACUUUGUGAUCCUCCAAGGGAAAAGGAAGUGGAGAGGAAUGAAAGUACCCCCUGUCCCCCGAUUCAGCUCCAGAGUACAAGGAUGGUGAUACAGUAAAUGGUCACCUUCAGAAACUGACUUUGUUCAGUCUAAUGUCCAGUUGCAUCAGGACUUAGCUAGUAAUGUCCUCUAAGAUGUGGAAAAGAAAUGACUGACAGAGCCUUUCAGCUAGGUUUUUGAACCGCAACCACAACAGGCUACCAGAGACUGCCUGUGCUUGUGCUUGUGAAUUGGUUAACCACACCAAGCUUCUGAACAACACUGAGCUGAAAUGCUGAAAAGCUUUGCGAGUUCUCCGGUGGGUGUGGCUGUAGGCGUUUCCCUCCUAGUACUUUUGCUGGCCUGUGGAAUUGGAUGUGCUUGGCAUUGGAAUCGCCGGGAAACCACACCACUUACCUUACCGAAAUUUAUGCAAAGAAGAAGCAGCAGGCAUAAAGACUACACAAAAAACGUCGGCGUGUGUGCCUACGUGACUGGCCCAAGCGCUAAAGCCUCAGUGGAAAGCAAAGGGCAGAAAUCUACUGCCAAGGGAAGUAAGAUGCAUGAUAACUACGAAAAUGUGGAAGUGUGUCCUCCCGGCACUGAAGGGGAGACUGAGAAGGGCCUGUAUGAAAACACGCAGCCUUCUAAUCUUGAGGAGCAUGUCUACGGGAAUCAGACCGACCCCCUCUAUUAUAACUUCCAGAAACCUAGUCCUCCUCCUCCUCAAGAUGAAGACAUAUACAUCCUUCCAGAUUGCGACUAGCUGUUCAACAGAGACUUGUGGCUGGAAGAAAAUUGAUCAUGAGGCCUCCGGGUGGACUGAAGUCAUCAUGAUCAAAUUAUUCCGAUGAAAUCAGUGGUCUUUUUCCUAUCACCACCCUUAUAAAUCCUCACUAAGAGAACCAUUGUAGACAAGUUCUAGAAACUGCGCCCCCUCCACGCAUGCCCUGUCUUCAAUUAAAUCUGUGCUGUAUUAUGUUCAUUUUUCUUUUUGAAUAUUUCCUGUAACGACUUUCCUUCUUUCCUUCCUCUACCAUCUCUGAGGUUCGGCAUUAUUGCAGUCUCCUGGCAGGUCAUCCUUCUCCUGUCCUGAGGGGCUAACCCAAGGCCUUUGACAUGUUAGAUAAGUGUUCAACUGCUGAGCCACACCUCUAGCCUGAUCUUCUGAGAUACCGCCAAUCAAUAGCCUAUGGCCCAAUAGGUGGAUCUUCAGAAAACAUUCUAGGUGGUCAUGUCAUUACUUUGCAAAAAAAAAAAUAAUAAUAAUAAUAAUAAUUUUGAUGUUGUUUGCAAAAGAUGUAAAACUCGAAACCCUAACUCCAGAAUUCAUGACUUUUUCAGUUACAACUUCCUUUGUCAAUUAAUUCCCCUAACCCCUCCCUUCUUUACUUGCAUCGGAGACGUCUCAAAGCUCCCAAGUCCCUCUCUCAACUCCACAGUGUGACUUGUCUGCCUCUAAAGCCUGCCUCAGAUCAUAAUUUCUUCCAACACCCCCUAUUUCAAACCUACAUUUACUUUUUUAGAUCUUGCUGCCUGAUCAAUUCUUUGAGCAUUUAAAAAUAUGAAUGUUUGCUGUGCAUUUUAUGACUAAUGUAAUAUGAGGAUAUCUUCAGUUGCAGUUAAAUGGAAAUGAACUGGUUCCUAGUAAUACUUUUAGAUCCAAAGACAUCAUAUGAGGAAAUAAAGUUUGGUUAAUUGAAAAAGAUGUAAAUCUUGCAGUUUGUCAAGUAGUUUUGAGAAAAAACUAAUAAAUUUACUAAUUCUAAA
Molecule: messenger RNA, 1904 nt
Organism: Rattus rattus (black rat)
Lineage: Eukaryota; Metazoa; Chordata; Mammalia; Rodentia; Muridae
Gene: Gapt
Product: GRB2 binding adaptor protein, transmembrane
Exons: 2
Coding region: 427-900 (157 amino acids)
Cellular component (GO): membrane
Source: RefSeq, a predicted model, not a curated record